CUCUCUCUCUCUCUCUCUCUCUCUCUCUCUAUAUAUAUAUAUAUUCAGCACUGAGAUCGAUUCCAAAUUGAAAUUCAAGAGAUGGGGAACUUGGUUGGGAGCUUGUGGAGCUCGGAGCCGCCGCCGCCGAUCGUUCUCGUGCCGCCCAUCUUCGAUUUCCCUCCCCUCGCCGCACGUACCAGAAUGCUGUUUCCAGCUUAUGAUUUAUUAUUUGGAAAGCUAGCACUGCGCUGCCUUUUUGAGGACUAUUUCGAGCAAGCUGGGAAACUGAACACAAGAAUUAUGCUGAAGCCAAUUGAAGAUCCUCAUGUAGAUUUGGUGGCUACUUUUUCUGGGCCCAUUGAUAAAAAAUCAGGACACGAUAUCAAUGGGAAUGCUGUGCUUCGGUGGCAAAGGGAUUUAAAUGAGCCCAACACAUUUAUGGACCUCUCUGUGUCAGAUUCUGAACCCAUUUUAUGCAUGAGGUCAUCUGCGUAUUACCCCAAAUUCAGAUUGGGAGCUUUUGGCAUUUUCCCGUUGGUUGUUUCAAAUAGGGUUUAUCCAGAAGAUUAUGGAGUCAUGGGUUUGAGAUAUGGAUCGGAAUGUUUGUCCGCUGGGACCACAUUUAUGCCAUUCCCUUUGUCCAGUGAGACUCCAUUUUGUGCAUGGCUAGUUGGCAAGACUGGGAGGUUAACUACGGGAGUGAAAUUCAAGCCACUUGGUGAAGGGACCUAUCGUAUGAGGCUCAAGGACUUGAAGAACUGGAGCUACACAAUUGGAUAUGGAUUUGGCUCAGGCAGCCCCCUGAAUCCUUCAUUUAAUUUUAGCCUUGAAGUCGAUAGGAAUUCACAGCUGAUUGCGUCAUUCUAUCAGCAUUUGGUUGUUCAAAGAAGGGUAAAAAAUCCUUUGGAAGAGAGUCAUGUAGUUGGAAUCACGAAUUACGUGGACUUUGGCUUUGAGUUCGGAACAAGGAUUAUUGGAGAUAAAUCAUCUGAAAACUUAGACAAGUCCUCAUUUCAAGUAGCUGCAUCAUGGCAAGCCAAUAAGAACUUUUUAUUGAAGGGAAAGUUUGGUUCUCUAGGCUCUUCUAUAGCAUUAGCAUUCAAAUCUUGGUGGAAUCCUUCUGUUACAUUCAGCUUUUCAGCUGCCAAUGACUCUAAUGGGAGAAAAUAUGGCCUAGGACUACGCAUCGAAGCUCUUAGACAAGCCAGUUAUGAAAGGGCUGAUCCUAAUUAUGUAAUGCUGAAACCAAAUAAAGAGCAUUUGGCUGAAGGUGUUCUUCGCAAUUUCGGAAAGCGGCCGAUGUUUCAAUCGGAGAUAGAAUCUGGGAAUUACGAUCGUUUACCAAGAGAAUUGAGACCAUUAGGAAAGAUCUUGUGAUCGUUUUGUGUUCCCUGAUUUUUGAGUGACUCAGGGUGCUUCACAAGUCUAACCUGUGAAUCAUUGGCUCUAAUAACUCAUCCUUGUUUAUGAUACAACAAGGAUCAGUUAAUGCGGUAGUGUAGAUCAUUUUGAGUUGGAUAUCUUCAUUUUUUGUACUCAAAUUGUUGUAUUUUUUGCAGAAGCAGAGCCUAGAACUGCAACUGUGGCUUGCAUACUUCAUUUUACAUCCAAGAUCCCCAUUCACAUUUUUUA
Messenger RNA from Dioscorea cayenensis subsp. rotundata (Guinea yam), 1614 nucleotides. RefSeq lists its product as uncharacterized. The record is from RefSeq and is a predicted model, not a curated record. Bases 82 to 1359 code for a protein of 425 amino acids. The transcript has 14 exons. NCBI's taxonomy places the organism in Eukaryota, Viridiplantae, Streptophyta, Magnoliopsida, Dioscoreales, Dioscoreaceae.